AUGGAAGAGAGCUCCUUUGCCACCCUCUUCCCCAAGUACAGAGAGCAUUACCUGCAGAAGGCGUGGCCUCACGUCACUAAGGGUGUAUCCUGUCGUCUUGACCUGAUAGAGGGUAGUAUGACUGUGUCCACCACUCGCAAGACCUGGGACCCUUACGUCAUCGUCAAAGCUAGAGACCUCAUCAAGCUACUGGCAAGGAGUGUCCCUUUUGAGCAGGGUAACACAGUGUCUGCUCUGGGCUCUUUCAAAGGCCUCAGACAAGUGAGGAAGAUUGUGGAGGACACUAUGAAGAACAUGCACCCUGUUUACAACAUCAAGGUCAAACAAGCAACUGUGUCUGAGCAGAGGAAAGCUGAGAGGCAGAGUGUGUUCCAACCUCCUCCUGUCUCGGUAGACAACAGAGUGUGUUCCAACCUCCUCCUGUCUCGGUAG
Messenger RNA from Halichondria panicea, 432 nucleotides. RefSeq lists its product as uncharacterized. Gene Ontology annotation, molecular function: RNA binding. Lineage: Eukaryota; Metazoa; Porifera; Demospongiae; Suberitida; Halichondriidae. The coding region runs from base 1 to 432 and encodes 143 amino acids. Gene Ontology annotation, cellular component: small-subunit processome; nucleolus. The transcript is spliced from 4 exons. The record is from RefSeq and is a predicted model, not a curated record.